AUGGCCAUUGUCCCUCAAGCUGCGACGAUGAAGGGCGGAGGCGGAGUAUCGUUCAGUUAUCCGCAACUGACGGCGACGAACUACACCACCUGGGCGAUCAAGGUGGAGGCGCUGAUGCAGGCCCAAGAUGCCUGGGAGGCAGUAGAGGAAGCGGACGGUGCGGACGUGGACGCGAGGAAGGACAAGACGGCGAGGGCGCUUCUUCUCCAAACGCUCCCGGAAGACAUCCUGUUGCAGGUGGCGAAGAAGAAGACUGCAAAGGAGGUCUGGGGCAGCCUCAAAACGAGGUUCGUCGGGGCAGACCGUGUCAAAACUGCUCGGUUGCAGACGUUGAAGAAUGACUUCGACGUCAUGCAAAUGAAGGAGGGGGAGACGCUGGAUGACUACGCUAGCAGACUCAGCGGGAUGUCCGUGAGGUAUGCAAGUCUGGGAGAGAUGCUCGACGAUGCGACGCUGGUAAGGAAGCUCCUCAACACAGUACCUGAUAGGUACUACCAGGUGAUCGCCGGGAUCGAGCAGUUCUGCGACCUCGACACCAUGCCAUUCGAGGAAGCAGUCGGGAGGUUGACGGCCUACGGGGAGCGCGCACGCCUGCGCAACCCCAGCGGGAGCAAUGACGGCCAGCUUCUGCUCACCCAAGCCGAGUGGCAGACGCGGCAGGAUAGAGUCGGGAGGGACUCAUUCUCGAGCAACAGGGGCAAGAGCUGUGUCCCUGCAGAAGGCGGCAACCGCAGCCGGGGUGGUCGCGGUCGCGGCAGGGGCCGAGGCAGAGGCUUGCGCAGCGGAUCGCCGCGCAAGGAUGGCUCAGGCGGCCCUGGUGGCAGUAGACGCGACAAAAGCCACAUUAAAUGCUUUAACUGUCAAAAAAUGGGCCAUUAUGCAUCUGAAUGUAGGAGCAAACCAUGCAAUGAAGAAGUGAACCUCUCAUUCAUGGAGGAGGAGAAACCGGCGUUACUGCUGUCUGCGAGCGUUGAGACACGCGACCUUGUUCUGUUGAAUGAGGAGACGGUGGAACCGCAGCUUCGAGCCGGAAGUGAGGAUGUCUCCAGCACCUGGUAUUUUGACAAUGGUGCAAGCAAUCAUAUGUCGGGUGAAAAGAAAAGUUCCACAAGCUGGACGAGUCAGUCCAGGGGCACGUAA
Molecule: messenger RNA, 1140 nt
Organism: Phoenix dactylifera (date palm)
Lineage: Eukaryota; Viridiplantae; Streptophyta; Magnoliopsida; Arecales; Arecaceae
Source: RefSeq, a predicted model, not a curated record